CGACGCCUCCGGCCGCGAAUGUGCGAACGCGUCGGGUGAAAGUAUACACAACAUCUGUCACGUGGUGGCACAAAGCUGCGACGCCUCAGUUUAGUACAAUUCAUAGAGCUGUGCGCGUGCAUUUGGUUAUGGCGCCGAGAAUAGCAACUUGUUUGUGGUUCAUUAUUACAGGUGUAGUUCUUGGAUCAUGCCUAGAAGUAGGUCUGAAGCAGUCUACGGCCAAAGUGGUUGGUGGUCAGAAUGCCAGUUUUGGAGAAUUUCCUUACCUGGUGUCUAUUCAGUGGAACUUCGGAAACGGUUCUCGAGCGGUACAUUUCUGUGGAGGUACCAUAGUGGAACGAUAUUGGAUUCUAACAGCAGCACAUUGCAAAGAAACGGCGUUUGCGGACGGUUGGCUAGAAGUGGUGGCAGGAGAGUUUGAUUUACAGCAUGACGAUGGCUGUGAGCAACGGCGCAAUGUAAGCCAGUUUUUAGUACAUGAAGAUCGAUUGCCAGGUUUCGUGGGACCGAAUGAUAUUGCAUUGAUAAAACUGGAACGGCCAUUCGACCUGAAUAAUAAUGUGACGACCGUGGAAUUAGACAACAGACAGUCCCCGAUCUAUGGAAUGGCAGUUCUGCCAGGCUGGGGUUCUACGUCGUCAUCUAUAGAACCAAUUUAUCCGGAUAAAUUGCAAAAAGCUCACUUACCAGUUUUUCCGUAUGAUGCUUGUCUACAAUAUUUCCCGCUGUUUAGUCCGCUAGAGGAUAGUAAUUUCUGCGCCGGAGAGCUGAACGGAUCGGUAAACGCAUGUCAUCGUGAUUCCGGUGGACCAUUGCUGCAAACGAUCGACGCAAUAGUAACCCAAGUGGGAAUCGUAUCCUGGGGAGCCUUACCGUGUACGGCGUACCGCAGUCCAACCGUUGUUACAUGGAUCAGUUAUUUCAGGGAAUGGAUUCGGAUAACAAUUGAAAAGAACUCCACUGUUUCUGAUAGAUGA
Molecule: messenger RNA, 977 nt
Organism: Armigeres subalbatus
Lineage: Eukaryota; Metazoa; Arthropoda; Insecta; Diptera; Culicidae
Product: trypsin-1-like
Exons: 2
Coding region: 129-977 (282 amino acids)
Biological process (GO): proteolysis
Molecular function (GO): serine-type endopeptidase activity
Source: RefSeq, a predicted model, not a curated record